Messenger RNA from Ectocarpus siliculosus, 315 nucleotides. NCBI's taxonomy places the organism in Eukaryota, Phaeophyceae, Ectocarpales, Ectocarpaceae. The record is from the annotation of a GenBank genome assembly.
AUGGAGACCACCUUGAGGCCCGCCAAUUCGACAAUUCGAACAAGAUCGACACAGACAAGUGUGUACCCCAAUCAGAUGCACAAGUUCGGCAUAAACGGGGUGCCAACCGUGGUCCUCUUCAAGGAGGGCAAUGAGAUAACGCGAACGGAGGGCGUUGUGCCAUACAGCAACUCCGAUAUUGCCUGGGUGGGGGCGGCGUUGGCCAGGGAAGGGACGGUUGCGCCCCACCUCCCCCGCCGCGGCCGCCCCAAGAUGCCUGCACGACCCCCCCUGCGGGAUGCGGGCACCCUGCCACUCCUCUUUUUGAGUGCCUAG